GAAGUGACUUAAAAUAUUUUUGACAUUCCUGAACGGAGCUGAAACGCCAUUACAGGGUGUUGGAUCGACAAACACAGACCAGGAGGAUUUUACUGUAAAUUCAGAUGGACAGAGGUUUGGUGAGUCUGACUGCUAAAGGAUAAUUCACAUAUCAGAGAAAAUGGCAGAGAGAGCUAUUCUUGAAGGUUUCCUGAGUUGUCAUGUGUGUUCAGAGACGUUCAGAGACCCUGUGUCUCUGAGCUGUAACCACAGCUUCUGUUCAAACUGCCUGAAGGAAUUCUGGGAGAAAACUGAGAACAGAAACUGUCCCAUUUGUAAAAGAAAAUCUUCAAAAGAUCAUCGACUUGUAAACUUCAGUCUGAAAGAACUGGCUGAUUCAUUUGCUGGGAGACUGAACGUUGGAUCAUCUGAGACAGAAAAAGGAGAAAAGAAGGUGGAGGUGGUCUGCAGGAAACAUCAAGAAGAACCUAAACUGUUCUGUAAAGAUGAAAACAGAGCUGUGUGUUCUAUCUGUGAUGUUUCUGUCCAUGACACUCACACUGUGGUUCCUGUAGAAGAAGCAGUUACUGAAAUGAAGGAUGAGCUGAAAUCUGACUUAAAGUCUCUACAGGAAAAGAAGAAGAAAUAUGAGGAAACAGAGGAAAUAUACAAUGAAAUAAUCCAACACUUAAAGAAACAGGUUUUGUUCACAGAGAAUCAGAUCAGAGCAGAGUUCAACAAACUCCAGCAGUUCCUGAAAGAGGAAGAGGAGUCCAGACUGGCAGCUCUGAGGGAGGAAGAGGAGCAGAAGAGGAGGAGUGUGAUCAGAGAGAUGAAGAGGAUUGAGGAGCAGAUGUCCUCUGUGUCAGACAGUAUCUGUGCUGUUGAAGAAGAGCUGCAGAAAGCCAGCGCUCCAUUCCUCAUCAGUUGUAAAGACACUCAGAGCAGAGCCAGAGCCCAGUGCUCAGUGUCAGAGCCACAGCUGAUCUCAGGAGCACUGAUCCAUGUGGACAAACACCUGGGCAACCUGUCCUUCAGAGUCUGGGACGAGAUGAGGGACAAGGUCCACUUCAGCCCCGUCAUCCUGGACCCAAACACUGCACAUGGACGCCUCCAUCUGUCUGAUGAUCUGACCAGUGUGAGAUAUGGAGACACUUAUCAGCAUCUUCCUGAUAAUCCAGAGAGAUUCACUAGAUAUUUUGAUGCUCUGGGGUGUGAGGGCUUCAACUCAGGGAAACACAGCUGGGACGUGGAGGUGGGAGACCAUCCUAAAUGGAUUUUAGGUUUGGCUAAAGAGUCAGUUGACAGGAAGGGAGAGGCAGGUCUUUCACCACAAUAUGGAAUCUGGUGUUUAAAGCAUCUCAGUGGAAAAUACACUAAUGGUCCUGGUCGGACUGUGACAGUGCAGACGAGUCCACAGAGGAUCAGAGUUGAACUGGACUAUGACAGGGGGGAGGUGUCCUUCUACAACGCUGAAGACAAGACUCACAUCUACACCUACACAGACACUUUCACUGAGAAACUCUACGCACUUAUCUCUGUUGGAAAAGCCACUGAUGUUAAUACCACUGAUAUUAAAAUCUGUCAGAGUGAAUGAAAUUUGUCUGAUACAUGAUGCAAAAUUUUUAAUGUGUAACACUUUGUGUUUACUUCAACAGAAUGAAGCAAACUUUUUACUCUGUAAUUUCUAAUGUGUCAAAUUACUUCUUUUACAUCUAUCAACUUUUUAACAUAUAUUCUUGUUAAUAAAUGGGAUCUCAGUUUUUUUUAUUUCAGACAUUUGUUGAAAAUUAAUUGGAAUCUUCAUAGAUUAAAGUUGAUUGUAUUGAUGUAUAAACAAUUAGAUCAUUUGAAUGAACUCUAUACCAGUCAUUGGUCAGUAGGUUAAACUGAAAUAUCUGCAUAAAUAUCUAGUGUCUAUAAGACUAUAUAUGUAUAACUCAUUCUAAUUUCAUUGAAACUGUCUCAUGCUUUAUUGUGUCAUCUGUAAUUUUGACUGAGUGUUAAAUAUAACUGAAUAGGUGUUAAAAUGACAGGUGAAUAAAUGAAUAUGGGAAUUAGGUUUGAUUAUAGAAAUGAUUACCUUUCUUCAACCCUCCAAUAAUAUGAUACUUUGCUUCCGUUUUGCAUACUUGGUACAUUUUACUGACUUUUCUUUCUGUCUUAUCAGUCUAUUGUCUUUCCAUGUAAUAAAUGAGCUCCUUCUUCUUUGUGAUGAUAUGGAAACAUGUAAGUAUGGACAUCAGAUACUCCCAUU
Messenger RNA from Sphaeramia orbicularis (orbiculate cardinalfish), 2236 nucleotides. Its product is annotated as nuclear factor 7, ovary-like. The transcript has a single exon. Bases 161 to 1576 code for a protein of 471 amino acids. NCBI's taxonomy places the organism in Eukaryota, Metazoa, Chordata, Actinopteri, Kurtiformes, Apogonidae. The record is from RefSeq and is a predicted model, not a curated record. Gene Ontology annotation, molecular function: zinc ion binding; protein binding.